Messenger RNA from Haemonchus placei, 2211 nucleotides. NCBI's taxonomy places the organism in Eukaryota, Metazoa, Nematoda, Chromadorea, Rhabditida, Trichostrongylidae. The record is from the annotation of a GenBank genome assembly.
AUGUUGCGGCGUUUGAAAGCGCAAGUCAGCCAGGUGGCAAACGACUUGCCCGGAGUGCUUUCGCCUGGAGCCGGCCGUGAUUCCCGUGAUGGAACUCCAUUUUUCCCGAAUUCUGAUACAAAUCAGAACGAAGUGGAUGAUGAAAUUGAAGGGUUCCUCUGUCCUAUAUGUAUGACUACGUUCAACUCUCCUGAAUUGCUAUCGGGACACUUCGAGGAGGCACAUAACAAAGAGAACUCUUUGAUACCGAAUCCAAACUUUGAGAAUUCAAUACCGCUUCAUUCUCCAGGAACCAAUUCAACUGCAUCGUUUCCCUCAAAAGACAAAGAAAUAGAAGAGUUACGUAUUCAAGUGAACGAAGAGCACAUUUAUGCCGAGAAGCUAAAGUCAGUUGUUGCACAAGCAACAGAUGUUCCCCAAGGAGAAGUACCAUAUUUGAUGCAACAAAUUCAAGUGCUUGAAGCCGGCAAGAGUAUGGUUCGAUCUUUCAUUGGUAGAGCAGAAGAUUCAGACCAUAAACAUCCUUAUGCGAUCAGUUUCGGUUACUGUGGCAUUUCAGUAACACAGCGGAUGCUCGAAUUUGAGAAGGAGAAUGGCCAGCUGAAGAGAUUUGCUGAAAACGGUCAACAAGAAAGGGCAGAAAUCAUGGCUAAACUCAAGCAGCUCAGUGCACAAAUUCGUACGUUGACAGAUGAAAAUGAAAGCAAUAAGGUCGAAAAGGAGGUCCUGAAAAAAGAAGUAGCUGUAUUUCGAUUCGACAAUGAGAAGCUGGAGAAGGAAAUAGAUGUCCUGAAUAAGGCGUUGAAUCAAAGACCUAGUGAAGAUGAUGUUGCUGUGCUGCGAACUGAAUUAGUUCAUGCUCAAAAACUGAUGGAUGAAAUAUCGCAACACAAAGACGUUGAGAUCAGCGAACACCUCAAUUCUAUUCGGCUGUUGAACAUGGAGAGGGAAAAGUCUUCCGAAUUGGUUCGAUCUCUGACUUCUGAGCUUGAGGAUACUCGUCAAAUUCUUCUCACAUGUCAGAAAGAUUUGGAAGAUGCGAAAAGUGAUUCUUCGCAGAAAGGCAAACGGAUUGAGGAACUACAUGGAAAGGUGGAAGCGAACUUAGCCGAACUCGCCUCGUGCCGUGAGAAAAUCGCUCAGCUAGAAGAAACUGUGCGGGUCAGCGCUCGUGAAAUUGAUGAUUCUCACGCAAUGAAUGAGAGCAACCUGAAAAAGUUGACGCAACUGAGCGAUAAGUUGGAGCAGGUGAUAGAAGAGAAGAAACGGUAUGAAACAGAAAUGUCCAACUUUGAAGAGAAGAAUGAUUUGCAGUCGAAUAGCAUAAGAAGUAAUUCGAUUAUCACCUCUAAAGAUCAAGAACUAUUCUCGUUGCGUGAAGAUCUUGUUAGAGCCCAGACCGAAUUAGAGAAGCUAAUGAGCCAAUGUGAAACAAGAGCGGCUGAAUCUGAAACAUUAGCGAAGCAGUUAUUGACUCUGCAGGAAAAUUCGAGAGAACUGGUUAAUAAGAUUUCGCAAGGUGAGGAUGGGUCGAAGAUGGCUAUUGAGCAGUUGAAAGAAGAAAAUCGGAAACUUCAAGAAGAAAUCAACCAGCUCACGACGUCGUUCAAGGAAGAAAAGGAAGGCUUAGUGGUCAAAGUCACGGAGCUCGAGAAGCAGCACCGAGAAGAGAAGAAAGUUGUCGAGGAGAAACUGAAGAAAAUCGAGCAUCAAAAGGAAACACUUGAGCGACGCUUGAGAGAAGCCGAAGAUGAUGUCAAUCGAAAGGCGGAACGUUUCGUUGAGAUGGAGAAAGAGAUCGAAGAUGACCGACGGCUGGCGAGCGAGCGAAUACAAAAGCUCAAAGACAUCAUCCUUGCAAAAGAUGCAAACGUCUCAGAGGCACGCAAACAAAUAGAAGAGUUGUCCAGUCAACUAUCCGAUAGAAACCGUCUUCUUCGCGAAAAAGAACAUCAAAUUGAAGAAAGUCGUCGGAAAAUAGAAGAGUCGGUCAACCAUUUAGCAGAAGCUGAAGCGAAAGCUAGGAAAUUGGAGGCGGAGUUGUCUCAGAGCGAGGCUCGACGGUUGGCUGUGACGGACUCUGAAUCUGAUUUGCGUUCUCAGCUCGAUGAUAAAGAAGCUCUCAUACUGUCCUUCAAACAGCAAGUGGAGAAGCUAACGGCCGAAUUAGCUUCCAAAGAGCAAGCCCUGCGAGAUGCCGUAACCGAAGCU